AUGGGUCAACAUUCUUCUGCUGCAUCUCAUGAUGACCAAGAUUUAGCCUCUAGCUGUAAUGCAUAUUUUAAGAACUUUAAGAUGGAAAACAAAAUCAUCUCUCAGGAAACCAUUGAUUUGAUGGAAUUACACUUGAAAAAAGGAGACAUUCAGGGGGCAAACUCUGUAAUCAAUGAUGCAUUAAAAGAAAUUGAUAAUGUCCCACUCAGUAUUGCUGUGAUAGGUGAGUGUGGAGUAGGAAAGUCCAGUCUGAUCAAUGCUCUGAGAGGGGUUGGAAAUGGAGACCAAGAUCUGGCUCCCACUGGGGUGGUGGGAACCACCAGGGAGAGAUCUCCAUACAAACACCCCAAAUUUCCCAACGUGACAUUCUGGGACUUGCCUGCCAUUGGUACCAGUAAUUACCAGCAAAAAGAUUAUCUAGAAAAAGUAAAAUUUGGUGAAUAUGACUUCUUUAUUAUUGUUUCUGCUGUAUGCUUCAAGAAAAAUGAUAUAGACCUGGCCCAAAUGAUCCAGAUUAUGAAGAAGAAUUUCUACUUUGUGAGAACCAAGGUGGACUUGGACUUAGAAGCUGAACAGGUGUUUAAAAAAACUGCCUUUGAUAGGGAAAAAGUCCUGCAGCAGAUCCGAAAUGACUAUCUGAAUAUUUUUAAGCAGAAUAAGAUUAAUGAACCACCAAUCUUCUUAAUCUCCAACAGAGAUUUAUCAGAGUAUGAUUUCCCAAUCCUGAUUGACACCCUGAUCAAGGAUCUCCCUAUUCAAAAGCACCAUAUUUUUAUGCUUUCCCUGCCCAAUGUUACUGAGGCAGCCAUUGAAAGUAAGAGGGAUUCUCUGAAGCAAAUGAUCUGGCUAGACGCCCUGAAGGCUGGAGCAUUGGCUCCAUUGCGUAUGGUGGGCAUCACCAGCAACAGAGAUGUGGAGAAGCUAAAGACAAGCUUAAACCAAUAUCGAGUCCUUUUUGGAGUGGAUGAUGCAUCCCUGGAGCGUUUGGCUAAGGAUUUGCAAGUGCCCGUGAAACAACUCAAGGCAACCCUUAAAUCUCCAAGUUUACUGCAAAAUAAGAAGGAAGAAUCAAUAGGGGAAAUGCUUUUGAAAUAUUUAGAGAGAGUCUGUUCAGCUGAUGGUUUCCUUGCUUCAGGUAUUUCCUUUGGAAAAACCUACUACUUGCAACUUCAUUUCCUUAAUACGGUCACUGAGGAUGCCAAAGUUCUCCUUAAAGAGACAUUCAAGAAACGAGUUGAGAGUGGCACCUGUGGCUCAAAGGAGUAA
Messenger RNA from Otolemur garnettii (small-eared galago), 1266 nucleotides. Its product is annotated as interferon-inducible GTPase 1-like. Gene Ontology annotation, cellular component: endoplasmic reticulum membrane. Lineage: Eukaryota; Metazoa; Chordata; Mammalia; Primates; Galagidae. Gene Ontology annotation, biological process: cellular response to interferon-beta; defense response. The coding region runs from base 1 to 1266 and encodes 421 amino acids. The record is from RefSeq and is a predicted model, not a curated record. The transcript has a single exon. Gene Ontology annotation, molecular function: GTP binding; GTPase activity.